AUGGCAGGCUCUCUGUGGAAGCUGUGCCACCUCCCCACAAAGGCGGCUUUGCAGUCCGUGAAGGAGCGCGGCAAGUGGGAGAGCAAAAAGGAGUUUAUCCUGUCUGUGACUGGCGCCACUGUGGGACUUGGCAAUGUGUGGAGAUUUCCAUACCUUUGCUACAAGAAUGGUGGAGGGGCAUUCUUCAUUCCUUACGGACUUUUUCUUGUUACCUGUGGAAUUCCCAUGUUCAUACUGGAAACAUCACUGGGUCAGUACACCAGUCAGGGGGGAAUCAUGUGCUGGAGAAAGGUCUGCCCCUUAUUUGAAGGAUUGGGAUAUGCCAGUCAGAUGAUUAUUUUUUAUGCUAGUGUCAGCUACAUCGUAGUUUUGGCCUGGGCUUUCCUCUACUUCUUCGCUUCGUUCUCUACAGAGUUGCCCUGGACAAGCUGCAACAACGUGUGGAAUACCGAUAACUGUGUGGUAAUAAACCACUAUAAUGGCUCUGCUAACUGGACUGGGAGGAAUGCAUCUUUGUCAUCCUCUGUUCUGGAGUUUUGGCAGUAAGUCCUGGAACAUUUUUGGACAGACAAACUUUCUUCAUCGCUCAAAGGAUUCUUGGCUCCCUCUUGUUUAAAAUUAUAUCUAAUCAGCAAAAAUAUGGGAACACACCACUAUACCAAAUAUAUUAAGAACCUUGAAUGGCACAUUUGGGUGCAGGGCUUGUGAACUGAUGAAGAUGAAAUUUUGGCAUUAGACAUUUUGUUGUAAACCUUUGUGAUCUGUCAGUCAGGACAUGUAACUGAUUAA
Molecule: messenger RNA, 789 nt
Organism: Poecilia latipinna (sailfin molly)
Lineage: Eukaryota; Metazoa; Chordata; Actinopteri; Cyprinodontiformes; Poeciliidae
Product: sodium- and chloride-dependent GABA transporter 2-like
Exons: 4
Coding region: 1-546 (181 amino acids)
Biological process (GO): amino acid transport; nitrogen compound transport; sodium ion transmembrane transport
Cellular component (GO): plasma membrane; cell projection
Molecular function (GO): gamma-aminobutyric acid:sodium:chloride symporter activity
Source: RefSeq, a predicted model, not a curated record